AUGGACGAGAGCCCAGUCUCUCUACCGCUACUUAUUCUUCAGUCAUUGAAAGAAACUGGAUCAGGAAUAUCACCAUUAUCUGUCUUAUUACUCAUAGCUUUGGUCUGUGUCUUAACUCGAGUCGUCACCGGCGUAGGGGGUCGCUCUGAAGCGACGUUUCCUGAUGGGUCGAUAUCGCCAACACGAGUACCAUAUUGGUUCCCAUACAUCGGGCAUGGCGUGCUCCUUGGAUUCCGACGACGGAUUCUAUUCGAGAAGCUGAGGACGGGGAGGCACAAUGCUCUCCCGGCGCUUUAUGUUCAGGGGAAAGAUCACUAUGUAUUACUCACCGCAUCUUUAGCAAAUUCCCUACUGGAGAAAGCAUCAUCCUCAUCUAAUGAAGGCCCUGCUCAUUACAUUCUUGAAAAUGUUUUUGGUGCGCCAAGAAAUCCCAGGUUUUUCAAGAGGACUGAUCUUUACUCUUCGUCUGGGCCAAUGCAGUUUCUCAACGAAGACCCUUGGCUAACAGAUAUCGCAUCCACGGUUGCACGUGAAAUCAAACAAGCUAUGCCAAAUCUACUAUCAUUUUCUCAGAGUGUUGUUGACCAAUCAACCUGGGAGAGGCUUAGCGGAGUAUCCAUUGUCGAUGCUGAUAGUGGGCCUAUCUGUGAAACUGACUUAUUUGCUCUUGUGCGGAAUUUUAUUGGGGUAAUAUCCACCACCGCCAUUAUGGGCAAGUCGUUUACUGAAGCUUUCCCCUACUCUCUAAAUGACCUUUGGGAAUUCGACAAGAAUUUCAACGCCAUGUUGCUGGGCGUCCCACGCUGGGUCCCCUUUCCUGGACUUGUGACUUCAUAUGCUGCCCGCCGCCGUUUACUACUUGCUUUAAAAGCAUUUCAUAAUGCUCUUGCUGCCACAGAAAUUGGUGUGGAUCCCGGGUUCGACUGGCAGGAUAUGGAUGAUGUCUCCGAAGUAAUAAAAAGUCGUUCUCGAUCAAUGGUUGACGCAGGAUACACGGCAGAGCAAGCAGCCGCUGAACACUUAUUUUUUCUUUGGACACUGAAUCUGACCACGAAUACAAUUGUAUUUUGGAACCUUGUUCACAUUUUAUCCGAUAAGGAGCUGCAUGGUAGAAUUUUAGAGGAGACUAGGCUAUGCGCACAAGCAUCGCGCCCAAACUGGCAGGAAUCCGGUUUCAACAUCCCUGAACCACCCCGCUUAUCUUUAGACCCAGACAAAAUCGCAUCUGCUUGCCCUCUAUUAAAGGCCACCUACAUGGAGACUCUUCGUGUCUAUUCCACACCAAUAAGUUACCGAAGAUUGAACAAUGAUAUUAUUCUUGAGGAAUCAAGCUCCGCUGCUACGAAUCGAAAUUCAAUUGCGUAUCGAUGUGAAGCAGGAAGCUAUGUCGCUAUUCCGCACUUCAUUCACAAUACCGACCCUGAGCAUUUUCCAGAACCACGCAAAUUUGACCCGCAGAGAUUUUUGGCGCAACUGUUGGAAGAUGGGCUCGAUUCUCAAACCGAGGUUGUAUCCGUCGAAAAUGAAAGCUUACUAUCGAGUGAGCUGGUCUCGAAGGGAAUUGACGAUAUAUGGCCGGAUGGAAUUAACGACAUGUUUAGCUACAGCCGCUCUUUUGCAGAACGGCAAGCCCUACUCUUUACUGCUUCCUUUUUGGCCAUGUGGGACAUCCAGCGUGCCGAUGGCAAGGCAUGGGAGGUAUUACCUAGCAGAAAUGGGAGCGCAACUUGCGUGCCUAAAAGGGAUAUUAGAGUAAAAAUGAAGUUGAAAAUCUAA
Molecule: messenger RNA, 1776 nt
Organism: Ophidiomyces ophidiicola
Lineage: Eukaryota; Fungi; Ascomycota; Eurotiomycetes; Onygenales; Onygenaceae
Exons: 2
Coding region: 1-1776 (591 amino acids)
Molecular function (GO): heme binding; iron ion binding; monooxygenase activity
Source: RefSeq, a predicted model, not a curated record